Angiostrongylus costaricensis is the source of this 1185-nucleotide messenger RNA. Lineage: Eukaryota; Metazoa; Nematoda; Chromadorea; Rhabditida; Metastrongylidae. The record is from the annotation of a GenBank genome assembly.
AUGUAUUAUUCAUCGCCACAAGGGAUUGUUCAGGGAUUCAUAUGCCCAUUUUGCAUGGCUGAUCUUGGCGACUUCCCACGUCUGCAGAACCAUGUCAACACAGUUCAUCCCGAGAGAAAGCAAGACCUCACAGAUACGGUCAUUGACAACGUUAAGGGGUUUUUUGACAAAGCGAAAAGAGGUAUGAAGAUCCUAGACGCCAAAAUGACUGCCGAAUUAUCACAGUACUUCAAUAAGGUUCGUGAUUCCUCGGUCAAUGAAAGUGCUGUCAGAACAAAUAUGCUAAUCAUUCGCCUUGAUCGCCUCAUCAAUGAGUGCCCAUCAGAUCCUUUGAGAAGAAAAGAGUUUGAGAGAGAAGUCGUUCCGUGGUCGGCUGACUCUGAGUCACUACACUGCACUCGGUGUGCGGCUAAGUUUGGUCUCGCUCGGCGACGUCAUCACUGUCGUCUCUGUGGGCGUAUAAUGUGCCAUCAAUGCAGUCAAUUUCUAUCGUUUCUUUCUGCUAAAAUGUUGGAAACGGACAGCACUUCUACGUCCGACACAGUUUCAUCACACAGUCGUCGUCUGUUGGAAAUGACGCAGAAAACAACUGAGAAGGUUGUAUCGUUCAUUGAAGGAGCUGUUUCGAAAAUGCAGACGACCACGGAUGGCAGUGAAGUCAGUCUGGGCUCUCUACUCCAGCAGGAUGCUCAGGAAUGCCUCCGAGUAUGUGGUUCAUGUAUGACUGAUCUUAGUAGACGAGAACAGAUGAUGGAGCAACGAAAUCCACCGGUUCUGGCUGAACAGUACGAGACUCUUGAUCGUAUGAUUGCCGAUGCCUCAGCUAUGGUACCGAGUUACACGCGAAUGUCCAAGAGUAUCAAUCAACGAAUUGCCGCUGAUGCAGAAAAGGAGCAUUGUGGAGUGAAAGAAGCGCAGUUAAGGCGAAAUAUCCGACUUGCUAGUGUUCAAGCUCUCCAGGUGUGCUCUUUGUUCCCUAGUGUGACUUUACCUUUCAGUACAGUAAGCAGUGUUUUGAGACUAAAAAACUUUCGGGGAAACUUCCAGAUAGAAGUUCUUGUGAAUUUUAGGUACCUAUCACAAGCAGCGACGGCUGGCCGUCUAGAAGAAGUUGAGAUUUUAGAACGAAAUUUGAGAUACCUUGAAGAUGAGAUGUUUAAGAUGGGGUUAAUAUCACCAACAUGA